Molecule: messenger RNA, 3251 nt
Organism: Micromonas pusilla CCMP1545
Lineage: Eukaryota; Viridiplantae; Chlorophyta; Mamiellophyceae; Mamiellales; Mamiellaceae
Exons: 1
Coding region: 1-3120 (1039 amino acids)
Biological process (GO): chloroplast rRNA processing; regulation of mitochondrial mRNA stability; mitochondrial RNA processing
Cellular component (GO): mitochondrial matrix; ribonucleoprotein granule
Molecular function (GO): RNA binding
Source: RefSeq, a predicted model, not a curated record
AUGAGCGCGCGGACGUUCCUCGGCGCGUCGGCGACGGCGUCGAACGCCUCGCGACGACGGCAACGACAUCAACAGCAGCUCGCGGCGCCGCUUCGCGCGCGCGUCCGACGCGUCGUCGCGUCCGCGUCGUCCGCGGGCGACGCCGGCGACGCCGGCGACCGCGCGCCCGAACCGACGCGACGCCGCGUCCGUCGCGUCGGGUCGCGAGGACUCCCGGGCCCGGGCGCGGACGCGCCGCGGCCCGCGGUCGCCGCGGAGGGCGACGACGCGCCGUCGCCGUCGCCGUCGCGUUCGACGCCCGACGAGACGACGCCGCGACGCCGAGAGCCGUCGUCGCGCGGCGGCCGCGGCGGAGGCGGCCGCGGCGGAGGCCGAGGCCGCGGCCGCGGCGACGCCGCGGCCGAUCAGCGCCAGCGCGUCCCGCCGCGGAACCGACGACGCGACAACGGCAAGAGCGGGCGCAGGCGCGCGUCCGACGCCGCGAGAGCCGUCAACGACGCGCUGUCGCGCGCGCGAACGAUCGACGACCUGCGAGUCGUCGUCGAGGCGAACGAUCUCGCGGCGUCGUUCAACGUCGUCAACGUCGCGACCGCGUACAGCCGCCUCGGGAGGCACGUCGAGGACGCCGAGCGAGGCACGCUGGACGACGCGCGGUGGUACCUCGCGCUCGAGACGCGAGCGUUCGCGCUGCUUCCGGAGCUCGGAGGAUGGGCGGCGUCGUCGCUGACGUGGGCGCUGGGACGCACGGGGAGAGACCCGGGGGCGAAGUUUUGGGAGGCGCUGGAGCGCGUGCUGUUGAGAAAGGCGAGCGAGCUCGAGCCGCAGGGCGUGGCGAACAUCCUGUGGGCGUUCGCGGUGUUGGAGAGGAAGCACCCGGUGGCGCUGAGCGGCGCGCUGGAGACGGCGGCUACGAAAUUUUGUAAAUUCGCCGGCUCGGGCGCCGCCGCGAACGCGAACGCGACCGCCGCGCGUCUCGGCGGCGGACGCGGCGGCAGAGGACGCGAGCGCGAGACCGUUCCCACCGGGUUUAAGCCGUACGAGCUCACGAUGAUGUUCUGGGCGCUCACGCGGUUCGGCGAGGAGCCGUCCGUGGAGCUCAGAGGUUUGUUCGAGGCGCAGUGCGGCAGGGUGUUGAACGAGCUCAAGCCGCGGGAGCUCGCGAACGUCGCGAGCGCGUACGGACGCAUAGGCAGAGCCGCGCCGCUCCUCGCCGCGGUCGCGGACGAGGCGUGCGCGGGCGUGGGGUUGGACAGGUUUAAACCUCAGGAGUUUUCGAUGCUCUUGUGGGGCCUCGCGAAGGCGGCGAGCGCAUCCCGGGACGCGGCGGCGCCGUCGUCGUCGUCGCGCGCGCGGUUCGACGUGUCCGACAGCUUCGACGGCGGCUUCGGCGGCCUCGUCGCCGGGCUCGCGUCUACUUCUAGAGACGAACACGGCGGCGGGUUGAUCUCCUCGCAAGCGCUCGAGAUGAUCGCAGACGAGCUCCAGGCGCGCGCGAGCGCGGACGGCGGCGGCGGCGGCGGCGGCGGCGGCGGCGGCGCGGACGGAGGAGGGUUAGAACCGAAGGAGUUGUGCCUCGCCGCGUGGGCGGUCGCGACGUUGCAGCCGCGCGCGGAGCGGAAAGAGAUGAGCUUCGACGCGCGAGAGGCGAACGCGGCGACGAAGGCGAGGAAGAAGAGCGCGUCUUCGACGACGACGAUGCCCGCGAUGGUCGCGGUCGAGGCCGCCGCCGCGAGGGCGAUGCGCGACUUCAACCCGCAAGAUUUCGCCAACUUGAUCUGGGCGUUCGCGAAGCUGGAUCACACCCCCGGCGCCACCUUCCAGGAAGCGUUCGAAGACGCGCUCAUACGGAAGAUAUCGAAAUUCUCCCCGCAAGCGCUCGCGAACGUCGCGUACGGGUACGCGUCGCUGGGGUUACCCGGCUCGAGAAACGUCCUUCCGUUCGUCGCGCUUCACCUCACGAAGGACGUCUUGACCGACGUCGAAACGCGCGAGCUCGUGAUGGUGAUGUGGUCGUUCGCGCAGUCCGGGUACGACCCCGGGGCGGAGUUCAUCGCGCGCGCGGAGGAUGCCGCGCUUCGAGUCGUGGACGCGAUGGAGCCGGACGAAGUCACGCAGUACUUGUGGUCGCUGGCGUCGCUGCGGUAUCGACCGAGGGCGGCGUUUUUACGCGCGGUGGAAUCGAGGAUCGACGCGUGCCCGGCCAAGUUCGACGCGCAGGCGGUGACGCUGACGCUGUGGGUGUACGCCACGCUCGGGAUCGUCCCGUCCGCGCGCGUCACGGAGCGGUUCGCGGACGAGAUCGACGCGAUGACGUUCGAAGACUUCAACCCGCAGGAUCUCAGUUUGGGAUUUUGGGCCGCCGCGGUGUUGCGCGCGCAGCCACGCGGCGACCGCGGCGACGACGCGUGGGUCGAGACCGCCCUGCGUGGGCUCGCUUCGAAGCUUCCCGCGCUGGAGGCGAGCGCGGUCUCCCCCGGGGGUUUGUCCGCGAUGUUCCAAGGGAUCUUGACGCUUCGCAUGGUCGACGCCGAGACCGGGGGAACGCUCUCCGACGAGCUGGGCGCGCGCUGGGCGCACCUCGAAGACGACGCGGAGGCAGCCUACCGCGGGUACAAGACCGACGACCCGACGGUAUCGCUGCUGCAGCAAGACGUCGCGAUGGCGCUGACAGAGAUGGGGUUAACGUUCGAGAUCGAGGCGUUCAUCGACGGCGGGUUGAUUCGUCCGGACAUCACGCUCACCGGCGGCGGCGACGCGACGGAUCGCUACCCGGGCCUAGACCGCGUCGUCAUCGAGGUCGACGGGCCGUGCCACUACAGCGUCGAGCCGUCCGACGCGACGGACGACACGCUGGACGAUUGGUUCAGCGGCGGCGGCGGCGGCGGCGGCGACGACGACGACGACGACUCGGAGAAGGAUCCGAUCGACGCGGACGGGAAAGAGGGCGCCGCCGGGCGUUGGCCGCUCGGAAGCACGGUCCUUCGCAACCAGCUCUUGCGGAGCAGCGGGUUAGAGGUCGUGACCGUGACGUACCACGAGUGGGAUCGGAUGACGACGCCGGAGGAUCAGCGGGCGUACCUGCGCGGGCUGUUAGAGCGAGCGACUGAGCAGCCAAGGUGAAUAGACUAGUCGUCGGUUUUCGGGGUACAGAGCGUCGUAGCGGUGAGAGUCACCCUCGUAGUACAAAGUUGUAGGUACCUCUUCACGUCGUCGUCGUCGUCAACACGUCCACGACGACGCCGUUCAUGUUC